GCAUUUUCGAUUGACUGCAGGAACACUGACAGGAGCAUUCCACAGGCUCAACUCCUCUAACGGCACAACAGAAACUGGAUUUUGCAAAGUACACUGAGAAGCUUCUUUUUAUAAAUCACUUCUGAGAACAUCUGAAAGAUUUUAUUUUAUCUUCAACUGUGUUUGCAAUUAUUUAAAGAAGCAUGUGCACGGGAGGCUGUGCCAAGUGCCUGGGAGGUACUCUCAUCCCCCUGGCCGUGCUUUGCACCCUUGCUAACAUUUUGUUGUUUUUCCCUGGAGGAAAAGUGGCUGAAGACAGUACACACAUUACAGAUGAAGUUUGGUACUUUGGAGGGAUCUUGGGAUCAGGCAUAUUGAUGAUCUUCCCUGCCUUGGUAUUUUUGGGCCUUCAGAAUAAUGAUUGCUGUGGAUGCUGUGGGAAUCGGAGCUGUGGAAAGAGGUUUGCGAUGUUUUCUUCUAUAAUAUUUGCUGCCAUUGGAGUCCUGGGAGCUGGAUACUGCUUUAUUUUGUCAGCAGUAGCCCUAAACAAGGGCCCUAAAUGUCAAAGUGGAAAAGAAUGGACCUACCCUUUCCAGGCUGGGGAUUACCUUGCUGACCACACCUUGUGGGUGAAGUGUACAUCACCUGAUAAUAUUGUCCCAUGGCACCUGACCCUCUUCUCCUUGCUGCUGGUCAUGAGCGGGAUCCAGGCAGUGCUCUGUGGCAUCCAGGUGGUGAACGGCCUCUUCGGGACCAUCUGUGGGGACUGCAAAUGCUGUGGAUGUUGUGGGGGAGAUGGAACUGUCUAAUGAAUAGGAAUGUUGCAGACAACCUCUCUCCAGGGAGAAUCCCUUCUGCAGCUGCUCCACAAAGCAGCCCUCAGAUGCACUGGCUCUGGCUAAGAAGAUGAGAAUGAAGGGCUCCUCCUAUCACCAGUGUUAUGAAGCCCCGACUCCCUUUCCAGCCCUCGUGAAAUCCCUCAUCAUGGAAUAAAAUAAGUGAAAUACAACUCUCACAUUUAUAUUUAUUUUUGUAAAACAGCUUCCAUUUAAAAAGAGGGUAUUCUCAGGCAAGACACAAAUUUGGGUUCCAAUUUUAUUCAGGUCAGUUAAGUAGCUUGUAAAUCCUCAAAGCUUGCAAUCUAUACAUGAGCACAAAUGCUGUUUAUUAAUCUCUUUGUAUAAGUUCAAUUUAGCUGUAUUUGGCACAGUACUAUGAAAGAGAGAGGAAAGACAAUAGAGAGUUAGCUCAAAGGCAAAAGUACCUUUUGGAAAGACCUUUUAAAACUUUAAAAGAAAAAGCUUCUUCCCGAAGGAAUCAAGGAGAAAACAGAAGGGUUUGGAGACAUUUGAGGGAUUCACAUAAACUAAUUUGCUUCUUCAAAAAAAUUCUGAAACAAAUUUUCACAUACCAGCUUGCCAGGCUGGAUGUCUCAACGCUUCUCAAUAUUGGCCAUAUCUGUUUCCUAAAAUUUUACUGCUGAAAAAAUGAUUCUGUGGCCUGUGCUUCCAGAAAAUGUAUGCCAUGUACUGUGUAUUUACACUAGGAGAUAUCUGAAGAAUCCAGAAUUACUUGAAAGCACUAUGCAGAAAUGUUAAACAGUUCAAUAUAGGUACUGAGAAUUAUGUUGUACAAGAUGAUAAAUUACAAAAAAAAACCCUUUUCAGAAACAGCUGUCUGUUCCACCUGUUCUACUGCAUUGCCCAGGAACUUGAGAGCACCCUUUAAUUCAACACACACUGUGCAACCAUCUCACAUCUAUUAUUUCAUCUGUGGUGACAGCUGUCCUGCACCUCAUCUCACAUUUGUCCUGUUUGAUUUUUAUGAUGCCUUUGGGAACAAGGAAUGUUUCUCAUCAGCAUUCAACAAAGGGAUGGGUAGCUGCAUAGCACACAGCUUUGAUAUAUCUAUCAAUAAAUAGAGUACAUAAAUCUUUGUGGGAGAUGGGAUAAGAAAUAACAGGCAGCAAGCUAUGAUACCUAAAACCAUAAUCAAUGAGCUCCUGCUUCUAAGAGACACCCAGCUACAUGAUGGCUUUCUAAUAUGAGCUAAUAUAUAACUGAUAUUGACACAAGGCCCACACAUUUAAUCUUGUGAUCCAGACUGCAUUCACACCUUGGCCUUCAGGUGUACUGAAAAAGGGUAAAUGAGCCAGAACCAACGGCCCAGCUGAACUCACACUUUGAAGUGCCAACAAUGAUGUUUCAAAAAUCUAUUCAGUUAACAUCUGAGCCUCUCCCCUAGCAGUGACGUUCAAGCAAAUCUCACAUCUGUAGUGUCAAUUCUGCAGUAAGUGGAGAUUGUUCUGUGUUUUUACUCAGCAGAGCAUCCAGAAAAAUGAAGGAGAGGGAUUAAUCCUAGAACCUCAUAACAGAGAAUGAUGUAAAAAGCCAGCAUUAAUUCUUGAAAAGAAGGCACAGAUAGAGCGCAGCACUAGGAAGGGACAGAAAGAUGAUGGUAAGAAAGAAGCCACAAGCAAGGAUAACUGAAAGUGUUAACAGACCACAGGAACCCUGACCAACUUAAAGAUCACAUUGUGUUACAGUGUGUAGAAAUAUGAACAUACACUACGACAGAAGUAAAAAUAGUAGCCAAAAGAAAGAAUAUUAGUAUUCUUUGUAAAAUCUCAGAAAUACCCAUGCUGGCUGAAGCUUCAUUAUUCACCCAUUAGGAGUGCCUGCUGGGUGAGCAGGGUGCUGAGAGCAUGGCAAAUUCAACACUGAAUGGCACUGUUUUAGCUGAGAGCUAUCAUAAAAGGAUACACAUUGGUUAUCUAACAACUCAGAUUACAACAUGUGGAGUAUGAGCAUGUGAUUUUGAGCCCAUGCACUUCAGUGGGACAAAACUGAUUAAGCCCCUGCACAACUGAACUACAUACAGUUAGUUCUCUUUUUUGGUUGUCUUCAAUAAAUAGACUGCAGACAAAUGAUACAUUCACCACAGGACAGUGUCACCUUUCGGGGAAUGAUGCAUUAACUGGAGACUCUUUGCAAAAGGUUCAGCUCUAAAGGAGGGAAGUAACAUAUACAAUGUUGAAAAAUUAUUUGCUCAGCCCAGAACAAGGGAUGUUUCCUCACAGCAUUCCAGUCUUGAAUGUCCACCACCUGUCUCCAGUUCAGCUUCAGCUCCCUCUUCAUCAACUGUACAUCACUCACAGUAUAACCAGUGGCAAGGCAAACAAUGCCAAACCACGGAGACAUUCCAGCUGUCAGAGGGUGGGAAGGCUGGCUUCUUCCAUUAUCCUGACAUGGGUGGGGUCUUUGCCCCCAUAUUUUAAUUCAAAUGUAUAUUGAAUUGAAUAUACAUAUUGAAUAUGUAUAUACAUAUAUGAAUAAUUGACUAUACAAUAUAAAAUUGAAUAUUUUAAUUCAAAAUGCAUGCCUUUUCUACAGAAUAGUAUGUCUGCACCUUUAUUCUAAGCAGUGUUUUACCGUUCCCUGGGAAGCCCAUACUAAAACCCUCAAAGCCCCCCCUCCCGUAAAGAAAUUAUUUUAAAUAACCAAUAUGCAUCCAAAAUCUUUUAAGUUCAUUUGUAUUUUUUCAUGUAAAAGAUCAAAGAAAUAAUUAAAUUUUAAAAAAAACAACAAAACAGAAUCAAACCCAGGAUACAACAGUUUGAUCUGAUUGCCUCUAGUACAAUGUAUUGCAAGGUACUAAAAAUUAAAAAUAAAUGCUCACACAAGUCAUAUAAAAAUGAAAAAAGUAAAUAAAAUAGUUAAAGAACUAGCAUGUACAUGGUUGUAUGUAUUAGGAAACAAUUUUAUUUGGACAACCACCCACAUUUUCCUGUAAUUAAAAUAGAGAUUUAAAUCCUUCCUUUCCCCCAAACAGCAUUUGUUGACAAAAAGUCAAACCCAAUCCCUCCCCAAGUUACAUUCUAACAGGAUUACCAGAAUACAAACUGUAAUUAACCAUGUCACAUUACUUCUGUAUCAUCAAGACUUACACAUUCCCCCUCAGGAAUGGUCACAGCAAAAUUGUCCAGCUGGCACAUUGGUUGUAUUUAUACUACAAGUAGACAGUGUACAAUUUAGUACAGUAAAUGCUCAAAACCUGAAAUAGUACAGUAAAAUAUUGUCAACAAUAAAUUUAUUUUCAUAUUACAUACGCUUUGAAUACUGAAAAAUUCUGCCAUGAGCCUGUUUAAAGCCAGAAACUCUUUUAAAAGGUAACUUUGAAAAAUAGAUUUUAUUGUCAUUGCACUUCAUCAGAUACAUUAUCUCCGUAACAAAAAUUAAAAGCUGACAGUGUAAAGAAUCACUUUUAAUUUAACCAAGAUUUGUUUCAUGACUGAGUAAAGAUCUAACCUAAGAUUCUGGCAGUUGUUUCAGCCUGGAGUGCUGCCCCACACAGUACCUUCCUGUUUCAGAUCUGGUUUAUUAGGCAAGUAACACAGAAACACAGUUUAUGAUUGCUUUAUCCUUUUAAGGUCUUUGCACCAAGACACUCAAGCACCAGAAAUACAAAUAAAAAAGGAAUCAG
Passer montanus (Eurasian tree sparrow) is the source of this 4461-nucleotide messenger RNA. RefSeq names its product transmembrane 4 L six family member 4 (gene TM4SF4). The coding region runs from base 183 to 788 and encodes 201 amino acids. The transcript has 5 exons. Lineage: Eukaryota; Metazoa; Chordata; Aves; Passeriformes; Passeridae. The record is from RefSeq and is a predicted model, not a curated record. Gene Ontology annotation, cellular component: membrane.